AUGGCGUUUGAGUAUGAGCCCCACGGCAGGACCCAGCUCCCACUGCUCAAGAUGGAUGAGGCACUCAUUGAGACGCUGGAGGACAACCAAAUGCAGCUGCAGAACGUGCUGGCAUCCAAGUACCGAGCCUUCUUCCUUCAGAGGGCACAGGACUGGCAGGAGAAGCUGUCAACCACUGACACUGUUAUCAACACCUGGUUUGAGGUACAGAGGAAGUGGAGUCACCUGGAAACAAUCUUCAUAGCAUCCGAAGACACACGAAGUCAACUGCCAGAGGAGUCCAAGAAAUUUGACACCAUUGACGAGGAUUUCCGAGCUCUAGUGGCUGAUGCAGUAAAAACUCCCAACGUGAUUGAGUGCACCAACAAGCCCGGGCUGCACACCAAGCUGGAAGCGCUGCAGGACAGGCUGGCAGUCUGUGAGAAGGCCUUGGCUGAAUACCUGGAGACCAAAAGAUUGGCCUUUCCCCGGUUCUAUUUUGUCUCCUCUGCAGACCUACUGGAUAUUUUAUCCAAGGGGACCGAGCCCCUUGAGGUGUCCCGGCACUUGACGAAGCUGUUUGACAGUUUGGCCAAGCUGAAGUUCCAGGAGGACGCAGACAAAAAGCCCCAGAAGGUGGCCCUCGGGAUGUUCAGCCGGGACGGGGAGUACAUGGACUUUGAUGCAGAGUGUGACCUGUCUGGCCAGGUGGAGGUGUGGCUGAACCGGCUGCUGGAGCGCAUGCGCUCGACGCUGCGCAGCCUCAUGCCCCAGGCCCUGGGCACCUACGAGGACAAGCCACGGGAGGAGUGGGUGUUUGACUACCCAGCCCAGAUCGCUCUCACGGGCACCCAGAUCGCCUGGACUACAGAAGUUGGAGUUGCCUUUGCGAGUCUGGAGAAAGGUUAUGAGAAUGCCCUGAAGGAUUAUAACAAAAAGCAGAUCGCUCGGCUGAAUGCCCUGAUUUCCCUGCUCCUUGGGAACCUGAGUGCUGGAGACAGAAUGAAGAUCAUGACAAUCUGUACUAUUGAUGUCCAUGCAAGGGAUGUUAUAAUCAAAAUGAUCCAAACAAAGGUGGAGAACUCGCAGGCGUUUGCGUGGCAGUCGCAGCUGCGGCACCGCUGGGAUGACGGGGAGAAGCACUGCUUCGCCAACAUCUGCGACGCGCAGCUGCGCUACGCCUACGAGUACCUGGGCAACACGCCCCGGCUGGUCAUCACCCCCCUGACCGACAGGUGCUACAUCACCCUGACCCAGUCCCUGCACCUGUACAUGGGGGGAGCCCCCGCUGGCCCCGCGGGCACCGGGAAGACAGAGACCACCAAGGACCUGGGCCGGGCCGUGGGCAUGAUGGUCUACGUGUUCAACUGCUCCGAGCAGAUGGACUACAAGUCCUGUGGGAACAUCUACAAAGGACUUUCCCAGACCGGCGCCUGGGGCUGCUUUGACGAGUUCAAUCGCAUUUUGGUGGAGGUCCUGUCUGUCAUUGCGGUGCAGGUAAAAUGCAUUCAGGAUGCAAUCCGUGCCAGGAAGAAAACAUUCAACUUCCUUGGGGAGACCAUCUCGCUGGUCCCGUCAGUGGGGAUCUUCAUCACCAUGAACCCUGGCUACGCCGGGCGCACCGAGCUGCCCGAGAACCUGAAAGCUCUGUUCAGACCCUGCGCCAUGGUGGUCCCCGAUUUUGAACUGAUCUGCGAAAUCAUGCUUGUGGCAGAGGGGUUUCUCGAUGCCAGGCUCCUGGCAAGGAAGUUCAUCACUCUCUACACGCUCUGCAAAGAGCUGCUGUCGAAACAGGACCACUAUGACUGGGGGCUGCGGGCCAUCAAGUCCGUGCUGGUGGUGGCAGGCUCCUUAAAGAGGGGGGACCCCGGCUCUGCAGAGGACCAGGUCCUGAUGAGAGCUUUACGAGACUUCAAUAUCCCCAAGAUCGUGACAGAUGACUUGCCUGUGUUCUUGGGGCUGAUUGGAGACCUGUUUCCAGCACUGGACGUUCCCAGGAAGAGGAACCUCGAAUUUGAGAAGGUGAUCCGUGAGGCCGUGGUGGAGCUGAAGCUGCAGGCAGAGGAGAACUUUGUGCUGAAGGUGGUGCAGCUGGAGGAGCUGCUCCAAGUGCGACACUCCGUCUUCAUCGUCGGCAACGCCGGCUCCGGCAAGUCCCAGGUAGGGCCAGACCAUCCUGGGCCCCCUCUGACCUUGGCCAAGCACAUCCCGUGGCCUCCCAUGGCUCCUUGGCGGGAGCAGGGCCCCAUGGCCCCACCGCAGGCAGAGGCUGAGAUUGCCCCAGUGCUGAAGUCGCUCAACAAGACAUACAAAAUGCUGAAGAGGAGGCCGGUCACGAUGGACCUGGACCCCAAGGCUGUGACCUGUGAUGAGCUGUUUGGGAUCAUCCAUCCAGCCACACGGGAAUGGAAGGAUGGUCUGUUCUCCACAGCCAUGCGUGACCUGGCCAACAUCACCCAUGAUGGGCCCAAAUGGAUCAUCCUUGAUGGAGACAUUGAUCCCAUGUGGAUCGAGUCCUUGAACACAGUCAUGGAUGACAAUAAGGUCCUCACCUUGGCCAGCAACGAGCGCAUCCCCCUCACUCCCACCAUGAGGCUCAUUUUCGAGAUCAGCCACCUGCGCACGGCCACGCCGGCCACCGUGUCCCGGGCUGGGAUCCUCUACAUCAACCCCGCAGACCUGGGCUGGAGCCCCAUUGUGGCCAGCUGGAUUGAGACAAGGACAGAGAAGUCUGAGAAGGCUGCUCUGACGAUCCUCUUUGACAAGUACCUGCCACCAUGCCUGGAGAAGCUCAAGUCUGAGUUCAAGACAAUCACCCCUGUUCCUGAUGUCACGGCCAUACAGACAGUUCUGUCUCUGCUGGAAUGUUUUCUGACACCCCAGAAUGUCCCACCAGACUCACCCCGGGAGCAAUACGAGCUCUUCUUCGUCUUUGCCUGCAUCUGGGCCUUUGGUGGGGCCUUGUUCCAGGACCAGCUGGUGGAUCACCGUCAGCAGUUCAGCAAGUGGUGGCUGACAGAAUUUAAAGCCAUCAAGUUUCCUAGUCAGGGGACAGUUUUUGACUAUUACAUUCAUCCAAACACGAAGACAUUCAAUCUCUGGGAUGAAAGAGUGCCAGCGUUCGAGCUCGACCCCGACGUCCCCUUACAGGUUUUGGUCAGCAAGUCUUUAGAACGACAGAGCACACCAGAGGUGUUGCUUUAG
This is a messenger RNA of Zonotrichia leucophrys gambelii, 3183 nucleotides long. Its product is annotated as dynein axonemal heavy chain 17-like. Lineage: Eukaryota; Metazoa; Chordata; Aves; Passeriformes; Passerellidae. Gene Ontology annotation, molecular function: ATP hydrolysis activity; minus-end-directed microtubule motor activity; ATP binding. Gene Ontology annotation, biological process: microtubule-based movement. The transcript is spliced from 21 exons. The record is from RefSeq and is a predicted model, not a curated record. Bases 1 to 3183 code for a protein of 1060 amino acids. Gene Ontology annotation, cellular component: dynein complex.